Clonostachys rhizophaga is the source of this 1764-nucleotide messenger RNA. The record is from the annotation of a GenBank genome assembly. Lineage: Eukaryota; Fungi; Ascomycota; Sordariomycetes; Hypocreales; Bionectriaceae.
AUGGCUUCGAUCGCGGCAUCGUUGCAAGCUUCGCUCCCGAAGCCGAAAUACACCGGCGAAGACGAAGAGGCGCCUGCGCACACCAAGCAGCGUGGGGCUCGCAUUGUUGGGGUUGGUCACCUGGACGACAACCAGAUCGUCCUGAAGCGAUCUGGCCCUCCGCCCUACGGACAACGAUCAGGAUGGCGACCGCGCACUCAGGAGGACUUUGGUGAUGGAGGCGCGUUUCCAGAGGUUCCUAUUGCCCAGUACCCUCUGGACAUGGGCAGAAAAGGCGAAACGAGUAACGCGUUGGCCGUACGGGUAGACUCCGAGGGAAAGGUCAAAUACGAUGCAAUCGCCAGGCAGGGCCAUGACGACAAACGAAUAAUUCACACUUCUUUCAAAGAUCUAAUUCCGCUCCGACAACGCGCCGAUGCUGGCGAGAUCGACUUGGCGCGACCUGACAAGGAGGCUGUCGCGGCUACUACACAAAGGACAAAGGACGCUCUGGCAGUGCUCAUCAGUGGCGCCGCUGCAGCCCAGAAGCCCAAGAAUGUCAAUGUUGGGCAGCGGAAAGAACCGACGUUUGUGCGAUAUACGCCGACGAAUCAUAUGGGCGACAACUCCAAGAAACAAGACCGAAUCAUGAAGAUUGUCGAGCGACAGAAGGAUCCCAUGGAGUUGGCCAAAUUCAAACACAAGAAAAUCCCUAGAGGGCCUCCCUCUCCACCACCGCCGAUUAUGCAUUCGCCUCCACGAAAGUUGACCGCCGAAGACCAAGAAAUGUGGAAAAUCCCACCUCCCGUUUCCAACUGGAAGAAUCCCAAGGGUUUUACGAUUGCUCUGGAUAAGCGACUGGCUGCUGAUGGAAGGGGGUUGCAAGACAUUGCUAUUAACGACAAACACGCGCAAUUCGCGGAAUCGGUGAGAAUGGCUGAACGCCACGCCCGAGAGGAAGUACAGCAGCGAUCCAAGAUGCAGCAGAGACUCGCAGAAAAGGAGAAACUACAGAAAGAGGAGAACCUCCGAUCCUUGGCUCAGCAGGCGCGCGAGGAACGAAACAAGGCUGGCCGUAAACGACAGUCCUCACGAGACUCGCGUGACUCGCGCGACUCGAGGGGUUCUCGGGAUUCAAGAUCACGCUCCCGAAGCUACAGCGACUCGUACUCGGGUGCCUCUGACAGUGAAGACUCGGAGAUCCGGGAACGUGAAAAGGCACGAAGGGAGCGACAAAAAGAGGAGGAGCGCAAACUUCGGCAGAACAGAAUGGGUGCGGAGAGGCGCAUGCAGGUCAUGGCCCGGGAGCAGAACAGAGACAUAUCGGAGAAGAUUGCUUUGGGUCUGGCAAAGCCUACGCAGUCCAAGGAAACGAUGUACGACUCUAGGUUGUUCAACCAGCAGAGUGGCUUCAACAGCGGUUUCAACGAGGAUAAUCAUUAUGAUAAGCCGCUGUUUGCUGCGCAGGAAGGUAUCAACAGCAUCUACCGCCCCCGGGCGAAUAUGGACGAAGACGAUGAUCCUGAAUCUGGCGAUCGCGAGAUGGCAAAGAUUCAAAAGGCGAGCCGAUUUGGAGAGGCUUUGGGCAAGGGCACCUUCAAGGGGGCAGGCGACGCUGAGGCUCGUGAGGGACCAGUUCAGUUCGAAAAAGAGGCUGCAGACCCUUUCAACGUGGACAAGUUUUUAUCUGAAGUUGAGCAGACGACAUCAUCGAAGAGAGGGUAUGGGCUGCAGAGCGAGGGACGGCAGCCGAAGCGUGCGCGAGUCGACGAAGAUGAUGAUUAG